Saccharomyces paradoxus is the source of this 1353-nucleotide messenger RNA. It is a transcript of the gene LPL1, whose product is annotated as putative hydrolase. Bases 1 to 1353 code for a protein of 450 amino acids. Gene Ontology annotation, molecular function: monoacylglycerol lipase activity. The transcript has a single exon. The record is from RefSeq and is a predicted model, not a curated record. Lineage: Eukaryota; Fungi; Ascomycota; Saccharomycetes; Saccharomycetales; Saccharomycetaceae.
AUGACCUCGGAUAAACACCUUUUUGUGUUGAUUCACGGGCUAUGGGGUAACUAUACACAUAUGGAGUCUAUGAGGACAAUCCUUUCCGCUACAUUGAAAAAGGAAAAUGUUAGAGACGAUAUGAUAUAUUUUUUACCAAAGCAGAAUGCGAUGUUUAAGACGUUUGAUGGUAUCGAAAUUAUUGGGUACAGGACAUUGAUUGAGGUUUGUGAAUUUAUCCGAGACUAUAAAGACGGGAGAAUUACUAAAAUGAGCGUAAUGGGAUAUUCGCAAGGUGGAUUAGUGGCUCGAUUUAUGAUCGGUAAGAUGUUGACCGAAUUUAAGGAACUGUUUGAGGAUAUUGAGCCACAAUUAUUUAUUACGAUGGCAACGCCUCACUUGGGGGUGGAGUUUUACAAUCCUACAGGCAUAGCAUAUAAAAGCGUGUUAUAUAGUGCAUUGAGGACUCUUGGAUCUACCAUUUUAGGUAAAAGUGGGAGAGAAAUGUUCAUUGCAAAUUCGAGUAACGAUAUAUUAGUGAAACUGAGCCAGGGUGAGUACCUCGAAGCACUGUCGCUAUUUAAAUGGAGGAUAGCCUUUGCGAAUGUUAAAAAUGACCGUACGGUGGCCUUCUACACGGCGUUUAUUACGGAUUGCGAUCCAUUCAUUGAUUUUGACAACAAAUUGAAAUACACUUUCGAAGAAAAGAUUCCGGGAUCUGGUUAUAAAGGAAUAUUACCUAAGGUUGUUGACCUAAACGCUUUAAACAUUAAUAGCCAUGCCCCUGCCAAACCGACCAAGACUUAUAAGAAGUGGGGACGCACUAUUCUUAUAAUACUAGUUGCAACCUUUCUGAUUUUCCCAAUAGCCCUGGUUAUGAAUGGUCUGGGAACCGCCUAUAGUUAUAUUGUUACCUGUAAAUAUCGCAAAAUGCUCUCUAAUGGUAUCCUUCACAAUGAGGUUAGAGGAAGAUUAGGAUUGACGGAGCAACUGAAGGGCUACGUUACAGAUGCAUAUGGCUCUAUUAUAAACUCGGCUUUAGACAUGGAUGCGAACUAUGAGGCAAGUAAUACUAGCCUUGUGAACGAAGAAGAGCUUCCCUGGAAGGAAUUCAUUCAAAAAUACUCCAACAUAAAUGAUGGUGUCUGGAAAUCCAAAUUCAAGAAAUUACCCUUCGAUGAGAACCGGAAGGUUAUCCUGGGAAAUCUGAACAGGUUAAAAUGGAUUAGAGUCCCAAUAUAUAUAAAGGCUGUGAAUGCACAUGGUGUGAUUGUGGCCCGUAGAGGACUGGAUGAGAAUACAGCAGCUACAGGGAUAGCAUGUGUCGAAUUCACGGCUCAAUUAUUAGCAUAUUUGAUGCAAAAGAGCAAUUGA